CUCAUUGCUGUCAAUCAAAAAUAUGGGUUUUUGCUUUGUAGUACAAGAUCCGCCUUUCACGGAAGUCGUGUCUGCAAAAUAGUGGCGCUUUUUUCUGGUUUCGAGCUUUAUGACAUUGCUACAGGUGAAGGUGAAGGUGAAGCUAUACUCGAAGAAGAAAAAAAGAUGGCUCCUCAGGCUGUGGUACAGGCGACACAGGCCUGGCUGCGGUCCUCCUGGCAUGUCCAGGUGCCUUUCGCCUGGCUGGAGGCAUGUGUGGAGUGGCUACAAGAAGAGGCCGGAGGAGCAGGUCGACUAUCGCAACAGCAAAUCAACCAACAGGCGCUUGACCAGUGGCUCUUGACGGACCUGAAGGACUUGGACUACCCUGUUCUCCCCGAUGGCCUCGCUCAAGCCCUGAAGACUGAGCUCAGGGGUACCUUCUGUGUGCAGGUUGACUCAUUGCUGGACAUCAGUCAGCCUGCGUAUGGCCAGCUGCAGAAAUGGAAGGGCACAGACUGCUCCAAUGAUGACGUAUCUGCUGUCACACAGGCCACGCAGAGAUCGUGGGAGGCCAGACCCACGCGCAUGCUCUUACUGCAGGUGACCGAUGGAGUCCAGAGCUUGGAGGCCAUGGAGUAUCAGACAGUCCCUGCACUGAGCACUGCUCUUAGACCCGGCGUCAAGCUGCAGCUGCAAGGGCAGAUGGUUUGCAGACUUGGAGUGAUUCUGCUGGGGCCGUCCAACGUGAAGGUUCUGGGCGGGGAAGUGGAAGAGCUGUCUGAGAGGAACAACCAGGGGAGGUUACUAUGCCGUACCCUGGGACUUCCUGAAGAGCAUCCUCAGGAGCAAGAUGAGGAAGUCAGGGCGGAUGCUCACCAGUCAAACCAAGGUAAUGCUACAAACCAGGAAGGUCUGGACCUGGAACUUGAUGACCAAGAGCUGUUGGCCAGUCUGGAGGCCCAAGAUGAGGAGAUGAUGGCGGAAAGGCUUCCGGUUCGGCCCCCUCACGACAGCGGCUACAGGACACUAAGCCCGAUUUCCACUCAGUCCUCCAGAAGCUCCACUGUCAGGAGUGUCUCAUCCAGAAGUGAGGCCUCUACCCAGCCCAACACGGGUGCAUUCAUUCAUUCCAAAGCCGUCGCCCUAGCAACGAGCAGGAGGACUACGACCCCGUUGACACCGCGGUCUCUGGACCACAUGAGCUUGGCCGACGAGGACUUUGACGACCUGACCCUGGACGAGUUGGACAAUGCGAUCAUUCAGGGGGGCGGCAGAAGUGACAGGCCCAGAACAGAGACAGCGUCCGAAUUUGAGAGCUCCCAUCGUGCAGUCAAGGGAGAAAGUCACGCCCAGAGUGCUGCCGAAGUUGAUAGAAUCGCGCCAAAAAUUCACCCCAUCACUCUGUCCUCGCCGCCAUUUACAUACCUGAACCUGCUGGAGGACACCUUCUCCGCGCCAGACCCAGCCUCCACUAGGAUCCUCGUCAAAGCCUUCAUCGUCACUCUCUUGGGCAAACUGAGCGCCAACAACGGCCUCUGGCGAAUCUGCGCCACUGUGUCCGACGGAAGCGGCUACCUAGACGUGGAGCUCUCAGACCAGGUGCUGACGGGCCUGCUGGGCUUCUCGGUGGCGGAGAAAGGCGCCAUGAGGCGAGACCCCGCCCGCAGGGGCGAGCUGGACGCCGGAAUGAGGCGAUGUCAAGAGGAGCUGGUGGACAUGUGCUGCCUCAUGACCAUCGAGGUGGUCGCCGAGGGCAGCAGGAGAGCGGUGGUGACCCGGGCCGAGCCUGUCAACGAGAGGGUCCAUCGGGGGCUGGAGGCGAGGGUGAGAGACAGGAGGAAAUGAGAAUUGGUGGGGGAGGCUGUAAUGAGAACGAACUCACUGCUGGAUGUGAAAAUGAGAAAAGCCAAAUAUGGCCUUUUACAUCAGCGCAAGCCUUAAAGAUGUUUUUUAAUGAGACUUUUUUUGGUGGGGGGUCUGAUGAUCAAGCUGUCCUUCUGCUUCCAAUCUGGAGGAGACAAUGUGUGAACUUGAAGUCCAUGCUGCAAUGCAGCCAUCUGCUAUAUGUGAAUAUAACAUGCUGUCAUUGAGACCACGCUUCAUUCAUUUAUUCACGCUGAUAUUUUGUGCCCUCCAUCAGAUAUAAAAAAAUGUAGAAUUUGAACUAAAGCCAGGCCAAAAAGAAUUUGCAAUUGUAAAGAGUAUUUUAACCUAUACCAUCUUUGGAGUGGAGAAAACGGAAGGGGGGUUUAUAUUCAGAUUGCAGUAAUGAAUUGGCGGCUUUGCAUUCAUUCAUUACUCUAUUACGUGUGCCUGGAAAAUAAUUGAAUAUCCAAGGGCAGCGCGGGUCUUCAAUAAAGUCGCCCCGGAGGGAAAAUAAGAGGAAAGGGAAACGAGGAAGCAGACAUGAUUUUCGAUUCUUUCUGUUCAUUACACAGCUCCUCUGUGUUUUUGUCCUAAUGGCUUCAUGUGGCACUAAUGUUUACGCUUUGCUAAUAUUAACUGUAUGCAGUUGUUUGAAAAGUCGUCUUUCUUUUCUUGUUUUAAUCUAUUAAAGAUUUGCAUCUCA
Entelurus aequoreus (snake pipefish) is the source of this 2551-nucleotide messenger RNA. It is a transcript of the gene rmi1, whose product is annotated as RMI1, RecQ mediated genome instability 1, homolog (S. cerevisiae). Gene Ontology annotation, biological process: double-strand break repair via homologous recombination; resolution of meiotic recombination intermediates. Gene Ontology annotation, molecular function: nucleotide binding. The record is from RefSeq and is a predicted model, not a curated record. Gene Ontology annotation, cellular component: RecQ family helicase-topoisomerase III complex; nuclear body. Lineage: Eukaryota; Metazoa; Chordata; Actinopteri; Syngnathiformes; Syngnathidae.